Molecule: messenger RNA, 2979 nt
Organism: Mandrillus leucophaeus (drill)
Lineage: Eukaryota; Metazoa; Chordata; Mammalia; Primates; Cercopithecidae
Gene: HNMT
Product: histamine N-methyltransferase
Exons: 5
Molecular function (GO): N-methyltransferase activity
Source: RefSeq, a predicted model, not a curated record
AGGAUUGGAGACACAAAAUCAGAAAUUAAGAUUCUAAGCAUAGGCGGAGGUGCAGGUGAAAUUGAUCUUCAAAUUGUCUCCAAAGUUCAGGCUCAAUACCCAAGAGUUUGUAUCAACAAUGAAGUUGUUGAGCCAAGUGCUGAACAAAUUGCCAAAUACAAAGAGCUUGUAGCCAAGACACCAAACCUUGAGAAUGUAAAGUUUGCUUGGCAUAACGAGACAUCAUCUGAAUAUCAAAGAAGAAUGUUGGAGAAAAAGGAGGUUCAAAAGUGGGACUUUAUUCAUAUGAUUCAGAUGCUGUAUUAUGUAAAAGACAUCCCAGCUACCCUGAAAUUCUUCCAUAGUCUCUUAGGUACCAAUGCUAAGAUUCUCAUUAUUGUUGUGUCAGGAAGCAGUGGCUGGGACAAGCUGUGGAGAAAGUACGGAUCACGCUUACCCCAGGAUGACCUCUGCCUAUAUGUCACAUCAGAUGACCUCACUCAGAUGCUGGACAACCUAGGGCUUAAGUAUGAGUGCUACGACUUUUUGUCCACCUUGGACAUAUCUGAUUGCUUUACUGAUGGUAAUGAAACUGCAGACCUGCUUUGGGAUUUUUUGACUGAAACCUGCAACUUUAAUGCCACAGCACCACCUGAUCUCAAAGCAGAGCUUGUGAAAGAUCUACAAGAGCCUGAAUUUAGUACUAAGAAAGAGGGGAAGGUUCUUUUUAAUAAUAAUCUGAGUUUCAUAGUGAUUGGGGCAUAACUAUCAAUCACAAAAGUAUAUUCAAAAAUUAUAUUUUGAACAACUCUGAUUGCUCAUUGAUAUCCAUAUUAAAAUUACAAACACCUACAUUAAUGUAGAUAAAGCACUGUUUGGAUAUGAGAAGUAGUGAAUUCCAAGACAUUAUUGGACUUCCAUUUGGAAUCAUAUGGGACACUGCUGGUCUUAUCCUGUCCCUCCUCCAGGAAGAGAGACCACAUGCAGGCUCAACAUAACAUAAGCUAGAAAAAUUAGAUGACUGAAUUUCUAUGGCAUAUUGAUAAUAAAAUUCAUUCCAUUUGCGGAUUGUCUGAAAUUUUUCUAGAAUAAUAAUAAAAUAUAUACUAUAGAUUCUUUAUUAGUGAAGUAUGCACUUAUCAACACUUUGAACACAAAGCCUGUGUUACUGAUUUGGCCAUUUUAUGAAGAAAUAUUUCUCUUUGUACAUUCUUCUAUUGUACUUUUCAUCUCAUUUUUAUUAAUUUUUAAGAGUAAGCACCUUUAGAAAUUAAAAAUUAAUUCUUUAUCAUGUGUUGUCAUUUCUUCCCAUUAUGUUUCUCUUAUAAUUUUAUCUGUGAAUUAAUAGCUUUUUGUUUAUAUUUUUGAUAUACUGAAGUUUUCUAUUAUAUUCAGCCAAAUUUUUUAAAGUCUGGGCUUUGACACAUUUUAAAAGACCUUCUAAAACCAAGGUUUUAAAAUACUAACAUUUUAUCAAAAUAAUAUUAUAGUUUUGCUUUUUUAAAAAAAUGUAAUCUUUAAUAUGUUUGAAAUUUAGGUAAGUAUAACAGUGAGAACAAACUGUUUCCCCUCAAAAUAAUAGCCAGAUAUAUAAACAAAAUUUAUUGAAGAACAAAAAAACACAAAACUAAAACCUGUUCUAGCUUAAAAUGCACCUUUUACCAGAUUUCUAGGAAUUGCGUAAAUGCAAGGUUCUAGCAAACCUUCAAUGCAUUUUGAUACCUUAUAGUUUCUUAUGUCACUCUUAAGACCUCCUGUGAGACCAAGAGUCAUUUGGACUGUAGGAUUUCAGGGGGGUUUUGAAAACAUAUUUGAUGUUUCUUAUUUUUAAUAAUAACCCUCUAUCAUUUUUUACAUAAAUAGUACAUAUCUUUAGAUAAGUAAAUAGCUAAUUUAAUAAUUAAUAAAUAAAUAUUUUAAGUAUGUAAAUAAUUAGUACUCCCUGUCAGAAACAAAACAAAAGUAAGGUUUUACUAAACAGCUCAUGAGCCCUCAUUCUGCCAAUGAGGAAGCCUUCAACCUGGUGUGAUACUCACUCUUUCAUGUAAUAGAGCUUCCAUGUAAUGCUGAUGUAUAAUCACUCUAAAAACUUAAACGACCCCUCUCAAUCACCUAGUUUAUCCCCAGGGAAUAUACUGGCAUAGAGAGCCUAUUUACACUAAUAAGCUACCAAGCUUUGUUGUUCAUAAUAAGUAAGACAGACUUGCAUUGUUCUCUCUUUUUUUUGGACAACUUCAUCAAUGCUUUUUGAAUUAUACGUUCCAACAAAUGAAACAACAGUUCUCCAAUCAGAUUCCUGAGUAUGAACACUGAAUCAUUAAUCAUACUGAUAUGUGCUACUGACAAAGGAAAUCUGUGAGGCACAUAUGAUUGAUGGGUAUUGGUCCAUGAAGACCUGGAAGAGCUUCACCAGAAAUAUGGAAAUCAAGACUUUACAGAGUCUUUUGUAUAAAGCACACGUGCAAAAACAAACAAAAAUAGAACUAACAAUCCUAUUGAAAGAUGCAAAACAAUUGCAGUCCAUAGAUUGGUGUUUGUAAAUAUGGCCUUUUUCUCGUCCUUGUUAAACCUUUAGUAUACAAGGAUAAAUAAAUUCUCACCUGCUUAAUUUUAAUGCAAUUGAAACACACAGCCGUUUUAAAGAGAGAAAUUCCAUGAAAACCUACUAGUUAGCAAUGGGAAGCUAUAUAAUUUCAAGGGAUAAACCUAUCCCUGAUUUCUUCUUGCACUGUAUGAUAUUACCAAAAUUUGGGGCAGUCACAUACUGACUUUUCAGGUUUGUUCUUGUGUUUCAGAAAAAAGUGCUCAGGGUGAAUUUGGAAUGUUGCUUUAUGUAUCAUGGAUCUCUCAGUGUUUAACAUGGUGCCUUGCAUACAGUAAAUGCUAAGUAAAGGGGCAUCAAUGAAUUCUUUCCUUCUCAAACAUUUAUUUUGUACCUUGUAUGUUCAUAUUAUUAUUAUAAACAGAGCUCAAGAAAGCCAACAAAGUUACGUGUUGCCA